AUGAAACCAACAAGUGGCAUCAUCUAUGCGGAACGUCUAUCUCGCACUUCAAGUGCCACCAAAUGCAAUAUGAUGGAAAAUGGUCCGUUAGAAGUUCGUCGUGAACGUGCUUUCAAAUGUAUUAUAUCCGUCGCGAGUACUCUAAGUAUUUCCAGCUUGCUGACACUAUGUCUUGUAGCACCAUCCGCCUAUAAUUUUGUUGACAAUAUGGGGACAUUCACCAGGCAGGAUUUCGCCUUCUGCGAAAGUGCGACUCAUGAUCUGGAGGAUGAACUAUCAACAAUGCAAAGAAUGAAUCCAAAUCGAACAAGGCGAGAUGUGUCACACUACAAUGGCUUCAACCCAACAACGCUUUUCACCGAACACAUGACCUUCCAAGAAUGUCCUGCAUGCUGCAUACCUGGUGAACGAGGAGCACCAGGUGAUGCCGGUCUUCCAGGACUGCCUGGAAGUCCUGGUCCAGAUGGUGCACCUGGCAGGCCUGGUGCCACACCGAAUGCCUCUUGUAUUCCAGAAAGAAUAUUCGAACCACCGCCGUGUCUACCAUGUCCGCAAGGUCCACGUGGUAUACCUGGACAUCCUGGAUUUCCGGGUGAUCCAGGAGAUCCUGGCAUACCCGGGAAACCCGGUGCUGAUGGACUGCGUGGUAAGCCUGGUGAAGAUGGACCACCAGGUCCAGUUGGCCCAGAAGGUCCUGCCGGACCACCCGGUGACAAAGGUUUUACUCCGCAUGCGCAUGUUAUUCCUGGUCCUCCAGGUGAUCCCGGUGAUCCAGGGCCAUGGGGGCCACCCGGACAUCCAGGACCAAAUGGUGAAGAUGGCUAUACUGGAUCACCAGGUGAAAAAGGCUGGCCAGGGCCACCAGGACCUCCCGGUGCAAUCGGACCGCCUGGUGCACCAGGACCAAAGGGAGAGCAAGGACCAUCAGGAACUCCUGGGACAUGUGUCUGUCAGGAUACGGAAGUAGUCAUAACCGACAUGUCCCGUCGACAACCGGAUACAGAAAAAACAAAAGGCAAACAGGAAGUGAAUGAUGAAGAUAUUUCGCAAGAUAUAAAACUGAAAGAGAUUGUGGGAUAUCAAGAAAUGGAAGAACCGGACUUACUUUCAAUGCCUGCCAAGGAGACAGAGAAAAAAAGUGAAAGAAAAAUACAAGGGGCGACAAUCAGUGCAUUAUAUGAUACAUCACAAGAACGAAACUCAAAUAGACACAAGCUAGACAGCAGUGCGAUCCCUCAAGCACUUGGUUAUCAGUAG
Loa loa (African eye worm) is the source of this 1257-nucleotide messenger RNA. RefSeq lists its product as hypothetical. The record is from RefSeq and is a predicted model, not a curated record. The transcript is spliced from 6 exons. Lineage: Eukaryota; Metazoa; Nematoda; Chromadorea; Rhabditida; Onchocercidae. Bases 1 to 1257 code for a protein of 418 amino acids. Gene Ontology annotation, molecular function: structural constituent of cuticle.